This is a messenger RNA of Folsomia candida, 2180 nucleotides long. RefSeq lists its product as uncharacterized. Lineage: Eukaryota; Metazoa; Arthropoda; Collembola; Entomobryomorpha; Isotomidae. The transcript is spliced from 9 exons. The coding region runs from base 133 to 2004 and encodes 623 amino acids. Gene Ontology annotation, molecular function: hydrolase activity. Gene Ontology annotation, biological process: nucleotide catabolic process. The record is from RefSeq and is a predicted model, not a curated record.
CUUCCUUCGUCCCUCCAGAAAUGACGAUUGUCUGUCACCCCUCCUGUCACUACUUUCUGGCCAGACUGCUUCGAAAACUAUCGCACCACCACCAUUCGUCCCACCGAUACAGCUUUGUUUUCCUACUUGAAGAUGAAGAUGACCAAGAACUCGUCCACUUUGACCGUGCCGCCUGCCACCCUCUGGUAUAUCGUCACCUUGAUAAUAGUGACCAUUAUCAUGGCUCCGUGUCCUUGUAGAGGUCACGUGUCUCUGGUUAUUUCGCACUGGAACAAUGUUCCCAUAACUGCUUCGUCACGUGGCGUCGUGUUGUCCUCGCUGGUCACCGGGCUCCGUCAAGGAGAAGAAGAUCAUAAGAAUCAUAUUCGUCUUUCUCCGGGGAAUUUUCUCCAUCCGGAAGACGGAUUGUUUUCUUAUGCAGAGAAAUCUGCGAAUGGCACGUGGCGGAGAGAUUAUUAUAAAUUGUGGAAAAAUCUACUGUGGGACAGGCUCGGUGCGACGGCAGUGGCUGUGACCCACUCUGAUCUUCGGAUGGGGAUUGACCUCUUAUCCAACGUGAUGAUCGGAGAGAAGCUCCUUUUGUGCAAUGUGGUCCACCCGCGUCCCUACCAAGUCAUUCAGUGGGUCCCAUUUCACACCCACGUCACCCACGAGGAUGACACCGGGUUGGAAUUUCUCGUUGGAAUUGUGGGCAUUCUUCCUUUCUUUAAAGGACUUCGAGGUCACUUGGAGGUCAACGAGGUCACCGGGUCGAUUCGUGCCGUCGUUUCGGAGGCGAUGCACGAAUCGACCUCCGCCAUAAGAUUCUUCAUCGUCGUGGGCGAUGUCGGGGUCGAAUUGGGCAGAAAAAUUAUGGAUGCCGUGCCGCAAGUUGGGGUCAUCGUGUCCGGGGAAGCGUUAGGUUUUGGAGAGAAAGGAGGUCACGUUCUGUACAAGGGUGGCGUUAUAGCGUCAGCCGGCGUGGGUGGGGGCACGCUUGGUCGAGUGCACAUCCAAAUUGACCAUGAGACCGGAAGUGUCAUCAAAGUGGAGGCAUCCCUCGUGCAGAAUGAGUUUGACCCAGACCCUGAAACUGACCGGACACUUAACGCGAUUAGAAAUCUCACCCAAAGCAAAAUCGUUGGUCGGGUUGGAUUCCGUCUCGAUGAGAGUUGUCGCCACGACGAGGAUGAUAAAGUCUCAUCGGGCCAGUGUCUUAUCGGGAAUAUUGUGGCGGAUGCGAUGUCUCGCUGUGUCGAUCGUUCCUCAGUCAUCGCGAAUAAUCUCGGACUGAAAAGUUACGGGGACAAGGCUGUCCUCGGUUUGUGGCAUGAGGACGGAUUGACCCCGGAUAAAGUCAGCCUGCCAGCAUUUCACGACAUCCGUGAGAUCGAUGUGCAUCGCUGGAUGCCAUUUUUGGACUCGGCGUCCCUCUGGCGCAUCACGGGUGGGGCUCUCAUCAAACUAUUUGAAACGCACUCUACCCGCUUGUUCGUUUCCGACCAACUUCGCGUCGAAUUUGCGGGAUCUAAACUUCACAGCGUGUCCCACUCUUGGCGUAAUGGCGACUCUGUUAUCUCCAAAGAGGAAGAAUUUCUCGUCUUAAUUCCGUCCUUUUUCAUCACGCCGAACGCAACUGCAACUUCCGGUUGGUUGGAGGAGUACAAUGUUCCAAUCGUUGACGUCCGCUGUUUACUUCGUCUAUUCAAUGAGACGGAAGGUUUAAUCAGUUGGGGUGGCGAGACCCGGCGUAUCGUGGCGUCGGCGUCGUGGUCAUGGUGGAUCAAUUCGGUGCUCCUCGUGGUUAUCGUGGUGUUGAUAAGCCUCCUACUUUAUGGAAGAAUGAGGGGGGAUGAUAAAGGUGCCAAGAGAGGGAGGAGUGAUACCACGUGUCCAUGGGGUGGCUUAACGAGGAGUAAAGUUAUUCGAGUUGCUGAUGAGCACGAAGCAGAGGGGACGACCAGCAGCUGGCCUUUGAUUGAAAGACGACCCUCGUUACAUCAUCAUCAGAACAUCCACGACUAAAAAAAUCGGAGGGGAAGAGAACUCCACUCUCAAUUUGUGCCUCUCCAUUCAUUUCUUUGUGAAGGAUCAGCCCUUAUUUUAUUGUUAUUUCUUUCUAUAUUCGUAUGUGUACGUGGUGGCCAAACAUUUGUAGAAAUCCGUAAUAUAGUAAUAAAUGAGACGAGAUGAGAAUGAGA